AUGAGCCAUUCGGCAGGCCGUGCGGAUGUCGCCUACUGUGGUGACUCGCUGAUGGGCGUAUCCAUUGCCAUCGCAGUCGUCCAAAUACUGGUGGUCGCCGCUCGGUUCUAUGCCCGCUAUGUACAGCGAGUCGCCUACGCAGUCGAUGACUACCUGAUUAUACCUUCUUUGAUUGCCAGCUUAGGCCAAUCCGCAUUAUACAUAGUCUUGCUCAAGAUUGGUGGGCUGGGUUAUCAUCUCGAAUACGUGAUGCAGACCCCCGAGAAACUCGUCAAUCUUCAAAAGGUGACAUUUCUCUCAGAGCCCUCGUUAAUGCGACCGUUAAUCCGAUUCCAGGGGCUGGUGGCCAACCAAAUUCUCGACUUUCCCUUUACCGUGACCCCGGCGAAGAUUUCGAUUCUUCUCUUCUAUAUCCGCAUCUUCAGCACACCCAAGUUCCGCACGAUAGCCUACACGGUUGGCUUUAUUGUCCUGGGCCAUGGGAUUGGUGUCUUUUUCGCGGCGAUAUUCCAAUGUGCCCCUGUGCAAUAUGCAUGGGAUAAGACCAUUCCAGGUGGAUCGUGCUUUGACCAACAAGCGUUUUAUCGCUAUGUCUCCCCUCCGAACAUUCUGACAGAUGUCUUGAUCUUGGUCAUGCCCUUGCCGUUUGUCUGGAAGCUGCAGACACGAAUGACACAGAAACUCGCCCUGACAGGGGUCUUCAUACUUGGAGGAAUGGGGACUGUCGCCAGCGUUUUGCGCAUGACUAUCUUUUUCCAGGAGAACGCUCUCACUGAUCCGACCUGGGCAUCGGUGAAUCUAGGUAUCUGGACCGUAAUCGAAGCGGGCAUCAUUAUCAUUUCGGCGUGUCUCCCUUCUAUCUGGCCGUUAAUCGUUCGGAUUCUACCACGGAAGUUAAUGAGCAAACACUCCUCCAAGACCCGAGGUCAGCGGUACACCGCUAGCAAUGUCAAAGCGAAAGUAGGAGAUGGCUUCUCCAGGCUUGGGGAGAACAUCACCGGGGAGACGGAUAAGUGGCCCCUCGGCAUGAAUCCUUCGCACGACAGCCCCUCGACAUCUAUACACGGCCAAGUACUGGCGAAGGGUGAAAGCAUAUCGCUACGGAGCCUAGAUGAGACCCGACGGGAGCCACGAUAUUCAUGA
This is a messenger RNA of Aspergillus bombycis, 1143 nucleotides long. RefSeq lists its product as uncharacterized. Lineage: Eukaryota; Fungi; Ascomycota; Eurotiomycetes; Eurotiales; Aspergillaceae. The transcript is spliced from 5 exons. The coding region runs from base 1 to 1143 and encodes 380 amino acids. The record is from RefSeq and is a predicted model, not a curated record.